UCCAGCCACAGGCGCAGAUCCUGAGCCACAGAGCCACCACUCCGCCCUGUACAUUUGCUGCACUACGUGUCUUAACACUGAGGAUAUCCAUAAGCAUAACUGGUAAUAUUGAGAUUUACUCUUCUGCUCUCUAUGUCUGCAUGACAAUUGUGGAGUCCUGAUGACUAGUAAAGACAGUGAAAACGUUGACUGUGUGCGCCCAGAGAAAUUAAAGUAUUAAAGGUGGACAGUGUCUCAGACAGUGGAAGACUGCUGCCGCCUUGUGGUCAGGCGUGAGAUAGACCUGAAGACCAGCGGCAUGACAUCUUUAUUCGUGAAAGAUAAGAAGGAUGACGUCCACAGCGGCUCGUCGAUUGGAGCUCAGCCCGGUUUCCAGCGAGUUAAGCGGACGAGAGAGCACGUGACUCCCCUCCGUGUAGGAAUUAUCCCCCAACUUAUUAUUACACAACUGGGUGAACUGGAGCAAAUGGGGUACAGUAUCUCACUCAAGGCACACCAGCAGCGCCUGCAGCAGGGACUCGAACCCGCAACCUGCCGCUGUUGUGUUCAAACCCAAUAGGUUAUACCGCUCCCUUAUUCAAGAUUCAAGAAGAGCGAGCAGAAAAUAAAACAAUCUUAAUAAUAAAGCUGCACGCCGCGGUGACCAGGCGUCAGGAGUGUUUUUUACAUUUCACCUUUCAGCGGCAUCCGGGGCUAUGGCACUUUUCGACAGAGGGUAAUGAGAUCUUAUUUGUGUGCCAGAGUAAUUAAGGAAGGGUACUGUACAGUCUAGGCGGUGUCAGACAUUAAGACGUCCGCGUAUGCCUCAGCAGCUGGACUGCCGCUGGUGCAGCUGCGCAGACUGUAGGGCUCGGCAGUCCGUCUGACGUACAGGAAGUGACGCGUUUUUAAAAACCUGAAAGAGAUUUAAAAAAUAACAAUACAAAACCAAAUCAAAUAUACGAUUAAAAUUAAGAGCGCACGGCACGGCCGGGGCUGAGUUUUGCGCUGGGGCUGUGAGGAGCCCCGUGCUGUCAGACCCGACUUCCUGCGGGCUCCCGUGAUGCCGCAGCCGCGGCGGCGGAUUCAAACCGAGCCGGGGCUGAGGCUGAGGAUGGCGGAGCAGCGGCGGCCGGGCAGCCCGGUGACGGUGUACCGGGACCCGGAGCCCCUGGACCAGAGGAUGGCGGUGCUGGACAUCGGUGCGGCAGUUACGUCGGAAAACACAGACGUCUCCUUGCCUGGCAAGACGGGAGCGGGCGGCCGCGGCGAGGAGGAGAAGGAGAACCGGCUUCCCGGGCCGGGCCAGGCCGCAGUUUUAGUGGAAGUCGACACUGCGACUGGGGGGUCAGCCGGCUGCCCUCGGUGUGUGGACGCCCCGGCCAGAGGCUCUAGGCCUCGCGCGCAGGCGGAGGACGGCCGUGUGUGCGUGGUGUUCCGCGGUGCCGUUGCCCACACCAGCUGCUGCAGGUUUGCCUGCGAGCUGCUCAAGUUCGUGCUGUACGAGCGCCAGCAGCUGCCCGCGCCCUACGACCAGCUCCUGCUGCUGCAGGAGGCGACAGCGCCGGCGGGCCGCCAGGGCGCCCUCCGCAGGCCCAUGAAGACGAGCGGCCUGGACGGCCGGCGCUGUCAACAGACGCUGCGGGAGCUGAAGGAGGUGCUGCAGAACCUGGAGGUGCUGUUCUCCCUCACCCUGGUGCCCCGCGUGCUGCUGCUCCUGGGGGGCAACGUCAUGGCGCCCAAGGAGCUGUUCGAGAUCGAUCUGGAGGCCCUGGUCCUGGGCGAGGAGGCUGGCAGCCUGGGCACGGCCGCGUGCCUGCGUCAGCUUUUCCACACCCUCUUCGUGGCGGACGUCCUGUUCAAGCCGCAGCCCAGGAGCCUGGUGGCCACCACGGUCAUGGUGCUGGGCCACCGGGACUGCGGCGUGGGCUGGUUCCGGCCCAGGCAGGACUACACGGUGCCCACCAGGGCGAAGAGGCAGGUGAUCGCUCUGUCCUCCGACACGCACCCCCCCACCCCCGCCCAGGGCGAACAGCGGGACUGGGAGGAUUAUAUCUGGUUCCAGGCGCCUGUGGUCAUCAAGGGGUUUUGCAAAUGAGAGACAAUGGUGUGAGAGCCAGACGAGAUACGCGUUACACUAAGCGAUGUGGCAAAAUAAAGUUGGGCAUGAGUCAGCAUGGGACUGUGGGGGUUAUCCGCACAGGGAGAAAGCCCCCCUUUCCUGCUUUAAGAAAUUUACCUCUGCGGAGCCUCCUCAAGGUCAGUGCGGGAGGCCAUCGGUGCUGUUUUUUUAACUUGUAAGUUGUGUGGAUGUCUUUCAAUUCUAAUGUAAAUUCGUUUAAAGUAUUAAAGUUUUAAAGAAUGCAGCA
This is a messenger RNA of Lepisosteus oculatus (spotted gar), 2348 nucleotides long. RefSeq names its product MAD2L1 binding protein (gene mad2l1bp). The record is from RefSeq and is a predicted model, not a curated record. Gene Ontology annotation, biological process: regulation of exit from mitosis. Lineage: Eukaryota; Metazoa; Chordata; Actinopteri; Semionotiformes; Lepisosteidae. Gene Ontology annotation, cellular component: nucleus.